Ornithorhynchus anatinus (platypus) is the source of this 6237-nucleotide messenger RNA. It is a transcript of the gene LTBP1, whose product is annotated as latent transforming growth factor beta binding protein 1. NCBI's taxonomy places the organism in Eukaryota, Metazoa, Chordata, Mammalia, Monotremata, Ornithorhynchidae. The record is from RefSeq and is a predicted model, not a curated record. Gene Ontology annotation, molecular function: calcium ion binding. The coding region runs from base 308 to 5353 and encodes 1681 amino acids. The transcript is spliced from 34 exons.
AGCUGGCCUCUCUCCCCAGCUCUCUCCCCUCUCUCUCUCUCUCUCUCUCUCUGCACAACAUCAUGUCCCCCCGCUUGAGUCGACGACCCCUCCUGCGCAUCGGCUGAAACCUCCCACCCCCUUCCCACCCCCCCAAAAGAGAACAAAUCCUCAGGGAUCGGGGGCGCUCCUUGGGGCAGGCGGUGGUGGGUGCCAGCCAGGCCCCCUCCAGCGUGCGCAGGACCGGCCUCAGCCGGGCGAGGGGUCAGCGGGGGUCAGCGGAGGGGGGUGGCUUGCAGCCCCCCCCGGCUUCGGUGGUCCCCGGGCCAUGGAGGGGUCCCGGGCCAGCUGGGGGCUGGUGCUGCUGGUCUGGGCGGGGGUCCUGCUGACCUCCGGCCUGGGGGUCCCCGAGCCCCGCGGGGCGAGGAGGAGGGUCACCUACAUCCUGCGGCCCGGACAGUCCGGCUCCACGCCCCUGGGCGGCCGCCCCCGCACUCGCCCCUUCGGCGUAGCGCUCGGCGGCACCUUGGGGGGCGACGGCGGGACCCCCCGAGGGACCCCCCAGCGCAGCCGGAGAACGGGCCACCUCCCCCAGGAGCCCGCUGGCCACCCCGGGGCGACGGGCCGGCGGGGCGGGCGAGGGGCCACCUCCUCCAACUUGCCCCAGGAGACCCGCGCCACCGGCGUCCAGCUCCACCGCAAGCAGCAGCUGCAAGGGGUGAAUGUCUGUGGAGGGCAGUGCUGCCUAGGCUGGAGCAAAGCCCCCAGUUCCCAGAGGUGCACAAAACCCAGCUGCGUUCCUCCUUGCCAGAAUGGAGGGAUGUGUCUCCGGCCCCAGCUCUGCGUAUGUAAACCAGGCACCAAAGGCAGCGCCUGUGAGGACACGGUGAUGAAAGAUGCUUCUUCCGCUUCAGCCUCUGGAGGCCAGAGUCCCGCCCCCAUUCCGUGGUCUGUUCCCAAGCAGGCUGCUCAGCAGAUGUCAUCCCAGAAGGUAGAGGCUUCACAGAGAAUUGGCCCCCUGGCUCAGAUGACCUUGACCCUAAAACAGAAACCUCCAGUGGGAUUAUCUCCACAGAUGCAUUCACAAAUGAUACCCCUUUCUUCACAAACUUUGACGAUGAAUCUUCAUCGUGGCCAGACCCAGGAAUAUGUGAUCAAGCCCAAGUAUUUUCCAGCUCAGAAAGUCAUUUCAGGAGAACAAUCCACUGAAGGUUCCCUGCCUCUCAGAAUUGGUCAGGAUCAAAUUUUAUCCCCUUUUCAGUUGGGUAACCACACUGGCCGCAUCAAGGUGGUCUUUACUCCGAGCAUCUGCAAAGUGACCUGCACCAAAGGCACUUGUCAGAAUAAUUGUGAGAAGGGGAACACCACCACCCUGAUCAGUGAAAACGGCCACGCCGCGGACACUUUGACAGCCACUAACUUCCGAGUAGUUAUCUGUCAUCUUCCCUGCAUGAAUGGAGGCCAGUGCAGCUCCAGAGAUAAGUGCCAGUGCCCCCCGAACUAUACCGGGAAGCUCUGCCAGAUUCCGGUCCAUGGUGCCAGUGUUCCGAAGCUGUACCAGCAGUCUCAACAGGCUGGCAAGGGCUUGGGGACCCACGUUGUACACUCUACGCAUACCUUGCCGUUGACUAUGACGGGCCAGCAAGGGGUCAAAGUGAAGUUCCCUCCAAACAUAGUGAAUAUCCACGUGAAGCAUCCUCCAGAGGCCUCGGUGCAGAUCCAUCAGGUGUCAAGGGUCGAUAGUUCUUCAUCAGGCCACAAGGUGAAAGAAUCACUCCCUAACCCAGCCCAGGGCUCCUACCAGGGAGUUCCCGUUCAGAAGACGCAGACAGUUCACUCUACCUACUCUCACCAGCAAGUGGUUCCUCGUGUAUAUCCCGUGGCAGCUAAGACUCAGCUGGGACGGUGCUUCCAGGAAACUACCGGCUCGCAGUGUGGUAAAGCACUUCCUGGUCUUUCCAAGCAAGAAGACUGCUGUGGUACCGUGGGCACUUCGUGGGGCUUUAACAAAUGCCAGAAAUGUCCCAAGAAGUCUUCUUACAACGGAUAUGGUCAAAUGAUGGAAUGUCCUCAAGGUUACAAGCGGGUUAAUGCCACCUUUUGCCAAGAUAUAAAUGAGUGUCAACUGCAAGGGGUGUGCCCCAACGGUGAGUGCUUGAAUACUAUGGGCAGCUACCGGUGCACUUGCAAAAUGGGAUUUGUUCCAGACCCGACGUACUCCAGUUGUAUGCCUGAUAGUCCUCUGCUCUCAGAGGAGAAGGGACCCUGUUAUCGGCUGAUCACUUCCGGGAGGCAAUGCAUGCACCCGCUCUCUGUUCAACUCAGCAAGCAACUGUGCUGCUGCAGCGUGGGAAAGGCCUGGGGGCCCCUCUGUGAGAAGUGCCCCCUGCCAGGAACAGCUGCUUUUAAGGAAAUCUGUCCCGGUGGAAUGGGUUAUACAGUUUCUGGCGUUCAUAGACACAGGCCAAUCCAUCACCGUGUAGGUAAAGGACCUGUUAUUAUCAAGCCCAAGAACACUCAGCCCGUUGCUAAAAGUACUCACCCUCCACCCCUCCCAGCCAAGGAAGACCACGUGGAGGCCCUGACCUUCUCCCGGCCAAAGGAUCCCGAGGUCCCUGUGCAAGAAGUGGCAACUUCACCUCCAGAAAAGGAAUUGGUUUCACUUGAUCAAGAGAAAACCAUCCUAGAACCUGGUCAGCCACAGCUCUCUCCAGGCAUUUCAACCAUCAACCUGCGCCCACAAUUUCCAGUAGUGAUUGAAAAAACAUCGCCUCCCGUGCCAGUGGAAGUAGCUCCAGAGGUAUCCACUUCAAGCGCCAGCCAAGUGAUUGCACCUACACAAGUAACAGAAAUCAAUGAGUGCUCAGUGAACCCCGAUAUCUGUGGAGCAGGACACUGCAUUAAUUUACCAGUGAGGUAUACAUGUAUCUGCUACGAGGGAUACAAGUUUAACGAACAACAAAGAAAAUGUGUGGACAUUAAUGAGUGUACUCAGACCCGCCAUCUCUGCUCCCGGGGACGCUGUGAAAAUACUGAAGGGAGUUUCUUGUGCAUAUGCCAAGCAGGCUUUAUGGCCAAUGAGGAAGGAACCGACUGCAUUGAUUUUGAUGAGUGUUCGAGACCAGGAGUGUGUGGAGAGGGGCACUGCGUAAACACCGUGGGCUCCUUCCGGUGUGAAUAUUGUGACAGCGGGUACCGGAUGAACAGGAGAGGCCAAUGUGAAGAUAUUGACGAAUGCUCAACCCCAAGUACCUGUCCCGAGGAACAGUGUGUUAAUUCUCCUGGCUCUUACCAAUGUGUUCCCUGUACAGAAGGCUUCAGAGGUUGGAAUGGACAGUGUCUUGAUGUGGAUGAAUGUUUGGAUCCACUAGUUUGUUCCAAUGGCACCUGCUCCAACCUGGAAGGAUCUUACAUGUGUACAUGCCAUGGAGGUUACAGACCAACUCCUGACAGAAAAAGUUGUCAAGAUAUUGACGAAUGCCAUUCUGGCACCCUCUGUACAAAUGGGCAGUGCAAGAACUCCGAGGGCUCCUUCAAGUGUAUCUGUGGCAGAGGGUACCAGCUGUCUGCUGGCAAAGACCAGUGUGAAGACAUCGAUGAAUGCCAGCAUCACCAUCUAUGCUCGAAUGGGCACUGCAGGAACACAGACGGCUCUUUCCGGUGUAUCUGCAGCCAGGGAUACAAAGUGUCUGCAGCAGGGGAUCACUGCGAAGAUAUUAACGAGUGCUUGGAGGACAGGAGUGUGUGCCAGGGUGGAGACUGCAUUAAUACCGACGGUUCUUAUGAGUGCACAUGUCCAGAUGGCUUCCAGCUCGUUAACAGACAGAGAUGUCAAGAUAUCAAUGAAUGUGAACGACCAGAGCGCUGUGGACUUCAUGGGGAAUGCCUAAAUACGGAUGGUUCUUUUCACUGCAUCUGUGAGCAGGGAUUUUCACUUUCUGCAGAUGGUCACACGUGUGAAGAUGUUGAUGAAUGUGUAAACAACACUAUAUGUGACAGUCAUGGGUUCUGUGACAACACAGCUGGUUCCUUCCGCUGCCUGUGUUACCAAGGCUUUCAGGCCCCUCAAGAUGGGCAAGGGUGUGUGGAUGUGAACGAAUGUGAAAUGCUGAGUGGAGUAUGUGGUGAAGCCUCCUGCGAAAAUGUAGAGGGGUCCUUCCUGUGUAUAUGCUCUGAUGAGAAACAGGAGUAUGAUCCUAUGACGGGGCAGUGCCGCUUCCGAACGUCAGCAGAUGUAAAUCAACCAGAAGAAGAGAAGAAAGAGUGUUACUACAAUCUGAAUGAUGCCAAUUUCUGUGAUAAUGUGCUGACAUCCAACGUCACCAAGCAAGAAUGUUGCUGUACUCUAGGUGCCGGAUGGGGUGAUAACUGUGAAAUCUUCCCAUGUCCUGUUAUUGGAACUGCUGAAUUUUCUGAAAUGUGCCCCGAAGGAAAAGGCUUCAUCCCCACUGGUGAUUCAUCAUAUGGUGUCCUUGGACAGAGCUACAAAGAUGCUGAUGAAUGUUUGCUCUUUGGCCAAGAAAUCUGUAAAAACGGCUUCUGUUUGAACACCCAGCCUGGCUACGAAUGCUACUGCAAGCAAGGCACUUACUAUGAUCCUGUUAAACUCCAGUGCUUUGAUACGGAUGAAUGUCAGGAUCCUAACAGCUGCAUAGAUGGUCAGUGCAUUAAUACAGAAGGAUCUUACAGUUGUUUUUGUACCCACCCAAUGGUGCUCGAUACUACGGAGAAAAGAUGUAUCCGACCGGCAGAUUCAAAUGAGCAAACAGAAGAAACAGACGUAUACCAGGACCUCUGCUGGGAACACCUGAGCAAUGAAUACGUCUGCAGCCGGCCUAUAGUGGGGAAACAGACCACCUACACCGAAUGUUGCUGUUUGUAUGGCGAGGCAUGGGGCAUGCAGUGUGCUCUGUGUCCUAUGAAGGACUCAGAGGACUACGCGCAGCUGUGCAACAUCCCUGUUCCAGGAUCCCGGAGGCCAUACGGGCAGGAUGGACUGGUCGACUUUGCCGAACACUAUGCCCCAGAAGCAGAUCCUUACUUUGUUCAAGACCGUUUUCUGAAUAGCUUUGAGGAGCUACAGGCUGAAGAAUGCGGCAUCCUUAAUGGGUGUGAAAAUGGCCGCUGCGUCAGGGUGCAAGAGGGCUACACUUGCGACUGCUUCGAUGGCUACCACCUGGACAUGACCAAAAUGACCUGUGUCGAUGUAAAUGAAUGCAAUGAGCUGAACAGCAGAAUGUCCCUCUGCAAAAACGCCAAGUGCAUCAACACCGAUGGUUCCUAUAAGUGCCUGUGUCUGCCAGGAUACGUCCCCUCAGACAAGCCGAACUACUGCACGCCCCUAAAUUCAGAGAAAGACAUGGACCUGGAGUAGAGAUGCUUCUACAUAACCUGCACCCGUAUACUCUGCACUGUAUACAGAAAAAGGAAGAAAUGUAUUAUACUUGAGAAGACGCACCUAGUCCAGAGGUUGGCAGCCUACCAUCGUGGGGUCUGGAAAGUGAGAUGGGAUCGUCGCUACGCGCCGGCUUCACUGAAGCUGCUCGUGCAAUGGACAUUUCUCGGUGCGGCUCAAAUAAUCAGAUAAGGUAGUAUGUUCCUAUGUAAAGUUCAGUGGAAAAAUAGGCAGAACAGUGCUGUUAUUUUAAACAGAAGGGUUUGUUUUUUGUUUUUUCUAUUGCUUGAUUAAAUUUGGCAUUUUACUCGUGGUGGAAAUAUUGUAUAUUCUGCAUCUGUAUUUUGAUUGUGCAUUUCUCUGGCUACUGUUUUCUUUCAGAUCUUUUGUAUCUAAAGAGCAAACUUUUGAGGAGACAUUGUUAAACUGUUGUACAAGUACUGUCGAAGGGGCCCUGCUCCUCCUGGUCUGGAAUAACAAUGCUCAGUGACUUUUUUCAUUCUAAUUGUCUGCCCUGUGGAGCAGACACUGGUUUUUUUUUUUUGGUUUUUUUUUUUUUUUUGGUUUUGUUUUUAUAGUUUUAUACACCUUGGAGGAAAGUCCUUUAUAUUCAUGUUAUACUCUGUCUGCUCUUUCACUGCACGGACAACCCCCUGCCCCUUCGCGACCAGGCGUCCAUGCUGCUGGCUGGCCUGGUGAGCCCCUCUGUACAUUGAAAUGGGAGAACAGAGAGCCCACGUCUAUAUUGUAAUGUGUACAUUGGACACAGAAAGAGACCUUAGGGUACGUCCCUAACAUAUUAAAACUGUAUAUUAAAACUCAGUAAAAAAAUAAUAAAUCACCUUUUUUUAGAAAAAAAAAAA